Messenger RNA from Gigantopelta aegis, 1014 nucleotides. Its product is annotated as myb/SANT-like DNA-binding domain-containing protein 4. The coding region runs from base 1 to 1014 and encodes 337 amino acids. Lineage: Eukaryota; Metazoa; Mollusca; Gastropoda; Neomphalida; Peltospiridae. The record is from RefSeq and is a predicted model, not a curated record. The transcript has a single exon.
AUGACCGAAGUGUUUUUCACUUCUUCUGGUCUUCCCAAGACCCGAAAACCAAACUUCUCGGAAAAUGAGACUGUGUAUAUCUUGGAACAAGUGUGCGCGUACAAAGACAUUCUGAUUUCCAAGUGCACCGAUUCCAUCACGAACGUCAGGAAACAAGAGGUCUGGCGCAAACUGACGGAGGGAAUCAACUCGAAAAAUAUCCACGUCAAGCGGUCGGUCGGGGAGAUCAGACGCAGAUGGAAAAACAUGAUCUGUACGGCGAGGAAAGAGGCGUUGAGAUUGAAACGAGUACCGCCCGGUGCCGGGUACGUGCCGCCCAUAUCCGACAUAAGCCAGAGGGUGCUCGAUAUCAACCCGGAGUGGAGGGAAUUCUCAGACUCUGUUCUAACUUCGACGGACAACGGGAAUAUUCCAUUCAUGAAAGUGGAAGUCGAUUUCGACGAUGACGAAGAUGAAGGGGAAUAUUGUGCAAUGAGCCCGAGUCCCAACAGUAGUUUAACCACCCUCGGCCAUAAUGGGAGUGUUAAUGUAGACAAUACGAGUCCACCAAUGACAAUUGAGAAUGAACGUCACGUGAUUAUGCCACCCGUGGUUACGUCAUCUGUUGUGUCGUCUGGUAUCAUUCUGAACACUAGUGCGAGUACGCCUAGCAUGCUCCAUGUGAACGAAUCGGCGGCUUCGCAAUAUGUGGGCGAAAAGUUCCAGCACAGUGCUAAGCGACAAAGAAUCGACCACAGCGCGUUUCAUCUGCACCAAGAAAUGGUGAACUUUGAUCGAGAAAAUCUAUCUUUGGAAAAAGAUAAGCUAAAAAUAGAAAAGGAAAAGCUGGCGAUGGAAAAGGAACAGAUUGCGAUCGAAAGACAAAAACUAAAUAUGGAACGUGAAAAAUUGACAUUAGAAAAAGAAAAAAUUUCAAUGGAAAAAGAAAAAUUGGCGUUGGAAAUAAGUUACUGGAAACGUAAACUUUUACAAAUAAGUAACAGUUCUUAUUAUAAUAUUGACGAUGAAUGUUGA